Molecule: messenger RNA, 387 nt
Organism: Hibiscus syriacus
Lineage: Eukaryota; Viridiplantae; Streptophyta; Magnoliopsida; Malvales; Malvaceae
Exons: 2
Coding region: 1-387 (128 amino acids)
Source: RefSeq, a predicted model, not a curated record
AUGGUGGUCGACGCCUUGAGCUGUAAAGAGAUAUCCGAUCUGAGAGCCUUGUUUGCCAGUUUGAGUUUGUUUGAUGAUAGUAGCAUGUUAGCAGAGUUACAAGUUGAGCAGAGAUCGAGUUCAGACUAUACAUUGGAUCAAGAUGGUAUUUUGUGCUUUCACAGUUAUUACUGCAUCCUUAAAGAUGAUUUGUUGAAACAUGAUAUUCUUCAGGAGGCUUAUAGUAGUCCUUAUGCUAAGCAUCCUAGCGGGGACAAAACGUACAAGAAUCUCAAGGAGCACUACUUUUGGGCUGGUAUGAAAAAGAAUAUUUUAGAUUUUGUAGUGAGGUGUCUAACUUAUCAGCAUGUUAAGGAAGAGCACCAGUAUCCGUCUGGAUUGUUAUAG